Hermetia illucens (black soldier fly) is the source of this 3747-nucleotide messenger RNA. It is a transcript of the gene Taf2, whose product is annotated as transcription initiation factor TFIID subunit 2. The record is from RefSeq and is a predicted model, not a curated record. Gene Ontology annotation, biological process: transcription initiation at RNA polymerase II promoter. Gene Ontology annotation, cellular component: transcription factor TFIID complex. Lineage: Eukaryota; Metazoa; Arthropoda; Insecta; Diptera; Stratiomyidae. Gene Ontology annotation, molecular function: RNA polymerase II general transcription initiation factor activity; zinc ion binding; metallopeptidase activity.
AGUUUGACAACUGAAAAUGACGGGCCGGUAAGCGGCAAGGUACAUUAUUAUAGAGUAAAUGCCGUGAAAAAAAUUGCAAGAGUACCAAAUAUGAAGAAAGAGAAGCUAUCAGAAAGUCAGCGACCUUUCAAAUUAGCUCAUCAAAUCAUCAGCCUCACGGGAAUCAGUUUCGAACGGCGUAGUAUUAUCGGGUUUGUAGAGCUUACGAUAGUUCCAAAUCGUGAAAAUAUACGUGCAAUUCGAUUAAAUGCAAAACAAUGCAGGAUAUAUCGAGUGAUGUUGAAUGAUGUAUGCGAAGCCCCAUUUCAAUAUUUCGAUCCUUUCCUGGAUGUAUGCCAAUCAGAUUCAAAAACGCGUUCUCUGGAUACAUUUUAUAAACAUCACUUGGCAGCAGCUCAAAAAACAGACCCUGAUUGUAAUGCGGGAGAAUUAAUUAUUCAAAUUCCGCCAGAAGGAUCUCACCUGGUAGGGGAAGGUCGUGGAUUGCGAGUUGGUAUAGAAUUUUCAUUGGAAAGCCCAGAAGGCGGAAUACACUUUGUUAUUCCAAACGAAAUAGAGGGGCAGCCAAUGCCGAACUCAGCUCACAUGUUUACCUAUGGUCAUGAAAAUUCUUCCCGCCUUUGGUUUCCUUGUGUAGACAGCUAUGCUGAACCAUGCACUUGGAAGUUAGAAUUUACAGUGGACAAAUAUUUAACUGCAGUUUCUUGCGGCGAACUUACAGAAGUUGUUAUGACACCAGACUUGCGACGAAAAACUUUCCAUUAUGUUGUUUCAUCUCCCGUGUCUGCUCCAAACAUUGCUUUGGCCGUAGGGCCCUUCGAAAUUUACGUUGAUCCUCACAUGCACGAAGUCACACACUUUUGCUUACCACAGCUUAUGCCGUUGCUUAAAAACUCGGUCAGAUACCUCCACGAAGCAUUUGAGUUCUAUGAAGAGACUUUAUCAACGCGGUAUCCUUUUUCGUGCUAUAAACAAGUAUUUGUUGAUGAAAUCGAUACUGAUAUUGCUGCAUAUUCAACCAUGAGUAUAGCUUCUACACACCUAUUGCAUUCAAUCGCUAUAAUAGAUCAAACAUAUGUAACUAGAAAAGCAAUGUCAAAAGCAAUAGCUGAGCAAUUUUUUGGCUGUUUCAUUUCCUUGCAAAAUUGGUCCGAUACUUGGCUUGCAAAAGGCAUUGCAGAAUAUUUAUGUGGUUUAUAUUCGAAAAAGUGUUUUGGGAACAAUGAGUAUCGUGAAUGGAUCCAAUCUGAACUUGAGGAAGUUGUUAAGUACGAAGAAAAAUAUGGCGGAAUAGUACUGGAUUGUAGUCAGGCUCCGGCUCCCUUGCCAGUUUCAACAAAUUCGCCAGUGGUAGCUUCCAAACAACCAGAAAUCACUUACUACUUCCCUAUCAAGAGCUUGCAUACAAUGUCUCCAAAAUACAUUGAAGCCCUGCGGAAAAAGGCACAUUUGGUCAUACGUAUGCUUGAACAUAGAAUUGGACAGGAGUUACUGUUACAGGUUUUUAAUAAACAAUUAGCUCUGGCGGUCAACGCAUCAAUGACGAAAAUCGGAAGCGGCCUGUGGCAUCAAUUACUAAUUUCAACCAAUGUUUUUACCAAGGCAAUAUUCACUGUCACUGGUAAAGAUAUGUCGGUUUUCAUGGAUCAAUGGGUUCGCACUGGAGGACAUGCGAAAUUCUCACUAACAUCAGUUUUCAAUCGAAAGCGCAACACCAUAGAACUCGAAAUUCGUCAAGACGCAAUUAAUCAGCGAGGCGUACGUAAGUACAAUGGACCACUAUUAGUUCAGUUGCAGGAAUUAGAUGGAACAUUCAAACAUACUCUCCAAAUUGAAAACACCGUCGUAAAAGCUGAUAUUACUUGUCACUCUAAAAGUCGCAGAAAUAAAAAGAAAAAGAUUCCACUUUGUACAGGAGAGGAGGUUGAUAUGGAUUUAUCGCCAAUGGAUGAUUCGCCAGUUUUGUGGAUAAGAUUGGAUCCUGAAAUGAUUCUGAUGAGAGAUUUAAAUAUCGAACAACCCGAUUUUCAGUGGCAAUUUCAGUUGCGCCACGAGCGAGAUGUUACUGCCCAACUUGAAGCUAUUAGGGCUUUAGAAAAGUAUCCUACGCCAGCCACAAGAUUGGCUUUGACAGAUACUAUUGAAAAUGAGCAAUGUUUUUAUAAAGUACGCUGUCAGGCAGCACAUUGUCUUACCAAAGUCGCAAAUGCAAUGGUAACUAGCUGGCAAGGACCACCUGCUAUGUUGAAUAUUUUCCGGAAAUUUUUCGGCUCAUUCAGUGCCCCUCACAUAAUAAAGCAAAAUAAUUUUUCUAAUUUCCAACACUACUUUUUGCAAAAAACCAUUCCCGUGGCAAUGGCAGGAUUAAGAACAGCUCAUGGAAUAUGCCCGCCUGAAGUAAUACGUUUCCUCCUGGAUCUAUUUAAAUAUAACGACAACAGUCGAAAUCACUAUUCUGAUAAUUAUUAUAGAGCAGCGCUCGUUGAUGCUUUAGGGAAUUCAAUUACUCCUGUGAUUUCUAUGGUUCAACACGGAGCACCCAUAACGUCAGACAAUUUGUCUGCUGAUGCUAAGGUAGUUUUGGAGGAAGUUACACGGCUCUUGAAUUUGGAAAAACAUUUACCAUCUUAUAAAUAUUUGGUGUCAGUUUCCUGCCUAAAAGUCAUUAGAAAAUUGCAACAGUGUGGACACUUACCUUCUUUACCUAAGGUUUAUCGAAGUUACGCUGCGUACGGACAAUAUAUCGACUUAAGGAUAGCAGCAAUGGAAUGUUUGGUUGAUUUUGUUAAAGUGGAUGGUAGAUGGGAAGAUUUAGAGCAUUUAUUAGAUUUACUGGAGACUGACCCCGAUCCUGCUGCUCGCCAUGCCCUUGCAUCCUUAUUAGUCGAUAAUCCUCCGUUUGAACGGGGCUAUAAUCAUCCGUUGGAUAGGGAGGUACUUGUAGAAAGAAUUUGGACCAGUAUGAAUGGAUUGUUGUCCUACGAUUCAAAACUUCGAUGCUACAUGGUUGAUUUAUAUCAUUGCCUUUACGGAACGAAACGGCCCAUGUGCUUACCAGAUUCUGAUGUAACGUCUUCUAAAAAUCAAAAGUUGGGAAAUUAUUUACCGGAAGAGAAAUUUUAUGGAGACAACUUAUCAAAUGUGAAUUCUACACAUUUGAAUACAAUCGAUCAUACAUCCAGCAUAAGUUGUAAAAGAACGGCAUCUGAAACCUUUGAAGAACAUUUUGACUCGAAAGCAGAUAUAAAACCGCCAAUAGGUUCGACCAAUGUUGAUGGAGAAGAUGACAAUACUGCGUCAAUAGGACCUGAUUUGAAAAAAAUGAAAACUGACUAUUUCUCUGACAAUUCCGCAUCAUUACCAGGCAUGUCAGCGGCAGUAGGACCAAUAGGAUUUGAACCUGGAAUGUUUAAACAAGAAGAAGACAGUAAAUCCAAGUCAGAUGUAUCUGGGAAGAUGAAAAAGCGCAAAAAAGAUAAGAAAAAGCACAAGCAUAAGCAUAAACAUAAACACAAUAAAGAGAAAGAAAAGAAAGAAAAGAGAGAACUGAACAUACCCCGAGCCCAAAUUAAAGGAGAAACUCCAGAGACUUUGAGCUCUGCAGAUAGUUCCAGCAACAGCAAUGCAAAUCCGUUAGAGUAUCCCCUCUAAUAAAUUUGAAUCUUUCGCGGAAUGCACUACCAAAUUUCGUUUUAUGUCUUUCAAUAAAAUAUGAGAAAUACAUAUAUUUUCUAUUAAAAACUCGAA